UUAUUCUAUUAUACUGCAAAUUGCAAUAUUCUAAAUAAAAACCAUCGCCUAAUAAUUACGCUUAAUAAUUAACAAAUGGUUAUGUAAAUUUUUUUUUUUCAAUUUAAAAAUAUAAAAUUUUCACUUAUUUUUUCUUAGUAGUAAAAAAUGGCAGCAAGAGAGGCUUCGAAGUAUGCAACCAAAGUAGUAAGGCCAUUACUUUCGUCAAACAAAUCUGAAGCCAAAAAAAGAGUAUUAAAUUUAUACAAGACAUACUACAGGCAAAUACCUUUGAUGUUGUUUGAUCAUCAUCUUCCACUGACAAAAGAAGAAUGUCAACAAAAAUUGAAAGAAGAAUUUUUGAAGAAUAAGCAUAUUACCGAUAUUAGAGUCAUUGAUAUGCUGGUGAUUAAGGGACAAAUGCUUUUGCAAGAAAUAGUGACCAAGUGGGCCCAGGAUUGUCACAUAAUGAAUUUAUUUAAGGAUACAGUUGAACCAAAGCCUAAUGACUUCUUAUCUAAGUUUGUUAACAGUAAUGACUCUCAAUAAUUAAUCAAAACAUUUAUUAAGUGUUACUGUAGUUGAAAUUUAAAAUAUUUUUAGUAUGAAAAUGUCUGUACACCUUAAUCUUCUUUAUACGAUUAAAAAAAUUCUGUAAUAUUCUUACACAUUA
Molecule: messenger RNA, 652 nt
Organism: Adelges cooleyi (spruce gall adelgid)
Lineage: Eukaryota; Metazoa; Arthropoda; Insecta; Hemiptera; Adelgidae
Gene: ND-B14
Product: NADH dehydrogenase [ubiquinone] 1 alpha subcomplex subunit 6
Exons: 3
Coding region: 148-528 (126 amino acids)
Biological process (GO): response to oxidative stress
Source: RefSeq, a predicted model, not a curated record